CCCUUCCUCCCUACCCUCCUCUUCUCCUUCUCUCCCCUCUUCCCUUCCCCGGUCCUAAGCUCCCACUUUCCAUCUCUCCCCUCCGGGCAUCUUGCCUACAAACCGUCACCUGCACUUGAGCCUAUUAGCGCACCCUUCCGAGAAGGGUCUCCUGAAGACCCCUGGCCCCUACCUCCUUAGCCUGGUAGCCCGGGGCAGAGCUCCUGCUUCCCAGGUUCCUCCCCCAUCAUCCACAACGCUGCCCCACACCCUCUCCCUCCGCGUCUUUCCUUCCCCUCCCCGCGAAGUUUCAGGGCUGUCAGUCCCGGAGUCUUUCGGGCAGCCCGCACCCAAGCUGCAGGCAGCGGGCGCCAUUGUGCAUACGGCCGCCCGGGACCGGAGGCCCGAGCGCCUGGGUCCCCGAAGCGAGCCACGGCACAUAGCCACAGGAGCCCGCCAGGGUCUGUGACCUGACCACCUAGGAGAGCCACUCCUGUGGCCAUGAGAGAGACCCUGGAGGCCCUGAACUCCUUGGGAUUCUCAGUGGGACAGCCAGAGAUGGCUCCCCAAAGUGAGUCCAGCAAUGGGUUCAAUAAUGCCCAGGAAAAGAUAUCAUCCAGGGAAGAGGGCACGCGGCACUCAUGCUCAGGAGUCCUUGGAGUAUCUUCUUCUCUUCCAGGGCAUGAGGCCCCUGGCCAGAAAGAAGGCAUCCACACAGAACAAGCUGAAGCUCCUUGCAUGGGCAGCCAGGCUUGUACCCCACAGAAGACUGAGCCUGCAGGCUCUGUCCCAGGGGAGGAAUGGAUGAUUCGGAAGGUGAAGGUUGAAGAUGAGGAUCAGGAGGCAGAGGAGGAGGUGGAAUGGCCCCAGCACCUCUCCUUCCUUCCCAGUCCUUUUCCUGCUCCUGACUUGGGUCACCUGACUGUUGCAUACAAACUGGAGCCGGGGACUCCGGGAUCUCUAGGUGGGCUCGCGCUGUCAGGGUGGGCUCCGAUACCUGAGAAGCCUUAUGGCUGUGAGGAAUGUGAGCGACGUUUCCGGGAUCAGCUAACUCUGCGGCUGCAUCAGAGGUUGCACAGGGGCGAGGGUCCCUGUGCCUGCCCGGAUUGUGGCCGCAGUUUCACGCAGCGCGCCCAUAUGCUGCUGCACCAACGCAGCCACCGCGGCGAACGUCCCUUCCCGUGUUCUGAGUGUGAUAAGCGUUUCAGCAAGAAGGCACACCUGACCCGCCACCUCCGCACACACACCGGCGAGCGGCCCUACCCAUGUGCUGAGUGUGGCAAACGCUUCAGCCAGAAGAUCCACCUAGGUUCUCACCAGAAGACCCACACCGGAGAGCGGCCCUUUCCCUGCACCGAAUGCGAGAAGCGUUUCCGCAAGAAGACACACCUGAUCCGCCACCAGCGCAUCCAUACCGGCGAGAGGCCCUACCAAUGCACCCAGUGCACACGCAGCUUCACACAUAAGCAACACCUGGUGCGGCACCAGAGGGUGCACGAUGCUGCUAGUCGUACUCGGUCCUCUACCGACGCUCCUGCCUCACCCCAUUCUCCCUCCUCGUCCCCUCCUGGGCCUAAGCCUUUCGCUUGCUCCCACUGUGGCUUGAGCUUUGGCUGGAAAAAGAACCUCGCUACGCACCAGAGUUUGCAUCUCACCGAGGGUCGCCCUUUUGGGUGCGAUGAAUGUGCACUGGGCGCCACCGUAGACUCCACCGCCACAGAACCCUCAGCCUGCGCUCCCCACGCUCCUGACUGUGGCCCAGGUUCGGGGCCUGCGACGCCCCAGCGCACCACCCCGGGUGAGCGCUCCUUCUUCUGCCCUGACUGUGGGCGCGGCUUCGCUCACGGGCAGCACCUAGCCCGCCACCGGCGUGUACACACCGGGGAAAGGCCCUUUGCUUGUGCGCAGUGUGGCCGCCGCUUCGGCUCGCGGCCCAAUCUGGUCGCCCACUCCCGGGCCCACAGUGGCGCCAGACCUUUUGCCUGUGCACAGUGUGGCCGCCGCUUCAGUCGCAAAUCUCACCUAGGCCGCCAUCAGGCAGUGCACACAGGCAGUCGCCCCCACGCUUGUGCUGUCUGCGCCCGCUGCUUCAGCUCCAAAACCAACCUGGUCCGCCACCAGGCAAUCCAUACCGGCUCCCGCCCCUUCUCCUGCCCGCAGUGCGCCAAGAGUUUCAGCCGCAAGACCCAUCUUGUGCGGCACCAACGUAUCCAUGGCGAAGUGACCCUCCCAACCUCAACCUCGAACCUUUCGGCUCCAGUUUGGCCCAAUUCCUCUGAGGUUGUGCCACCUCCAAUCUUCUUCUAAGCGAAGUUCAGACCCUCAUCCUUCCUUUCCUAACAGAUUUGGGAGACUCAUUUCUGGAGACUUCGUGGGCUUUCAACUUAGGUUUCUGCUGAAGUACCAGGAGAUGUGCCAUUGUCCUUUCCAUAAAGUUGAGAAAUCCGAAAAGCAUACUUAACUCUUGACAGCCGAGACAGUGAACAUGCGGAGAUUUCCAUGCAUUGGAAAUCGGGAGUUUUGGGGGAUCAACUAGAUCAGGGGGAGACUGAGCAGGAUAUUUCUUUCAACCUAAAGGGAAAGAACAGUUAUUUAUGUACUUGAAGUUCAUUAAAGUUCAAAUCUGAAGUUCCGGGAACUGUUAACUGAACCAGGGGUGGGAAGCCUGACUGGUCCACUUACUGCCAUCUCCAGCCACAGGAAAAGACCCUCCCUGUCAUCCCAGGGAAGUUAAGCUUAACUAGCUGGUCUUCCCAACCAAUAUGUAAUAUGCCCAGAUGCCAAACAACUACCCUGGUUCCCUGUGCGGGGCGUACCUGUGUAUGUGUGUGUGCACGCUGGCGCGCUCAGGAGUUUGGCAGGAAGGAGUGAGGACUAGGAGAGGUAGAGAGGGCCCAGCAUUAUUGCUGUCGGUGCUGGGACUCUGUGCUACCUGUUUGCAGCCUGUUGAGGGGCUUCAGGUGCCCUCACCUGUACCUGUCUAGGAGGUAGGAAAAGAGGCAGUACUUGAACAGAUCGUAAAGGUUGUUUCUGUGUCACACUUUGCAGCAGUGCUCCAGGUGAGGGGGGCUUGAGCCUGGAGGCCAGCAACUGGACACACCCAAGUGGGGGCAGACAGAAGCCCUGGGACUGGCUGACUGGCUGGCAGUGA
Chionomys nivalis (European snow vole) is the source of this 3130-nucleotide messenger RNA. RefSeq names its product zinc finger protein 467 (gene Znf467). The record is from RefSeq and is a predicted model, not a curated record. Gene Ontology annotation, molecular function: RNA polymerase II cis-regulatory region sequence-specific DNA binding; DNA-binding transcription repressor activity, RNA polymerase II-specific. Gene Ontology annotation, biological process: negative regulation of transcription by RNA polymerase II. The transcript has 5 exons. The coding region runs from base 481 to 2286 and encodes 601 amino acids. NCBI's taxonomy places the organism in Eukaryota, Metazoa, Chordata, Mammalia, Rodentia, Cricetidae.